Messenger RNA from Pseudomassariella vexata, 1977 nucleotides. Its product is annotated as NDT80/PhoG like DNA-binding family protein. Gene Ontology annotation, cellular component: nuclear chromosome. The transcript has 3 exons. Gene Ontology annotation, biological process: positive regulation of transcription by RNA polymerase II; meiotic cell cycle. The record is from RefSeq and is a predicted model, not a curated record. Gene Ontology annotation, molecular function: DNA binding; DNA-binding transcription factor activity. Lineage: Eukaryota; Fungi; Ascomycota; Sordariomycetes; Amphisphaeriales; Pseudomassariaceae. Bases 1 to 1977 code for a protein of 658 amino acids.
AUGGCAGAGUUGAAGCCGGAGCCAGCGCAUACUAGUAUCUGGCCCAACUAUGGCGGUCCAACAAUGCCGUUGCCAACUCGCUUUCCCAACACUAUGGAAUCCGCCAUGCCGCACUCGUCGGCCGCGUCAUCGCAACAGCAACAUUAUCAAGACCGGAGGAGUAGUAGCCACCCAGCCGUAGAACACCAGCAUCCAUACCAGAGAUAUGCCCAGGAGGAACCCGAUGCUUUCGAUAGACACCCGCAUUCGUCCUUGACACAACACCACAGUUUCCCCAACCUAAAGCGGCCGUACCAACAAAACGACCACCCUCCGUACCAGGAGAUCGUCCAGGACCUCCGAGACGAUGGCUCCAAGCUCACAGUCAACCAUGACCACAAGCUGCUUUCCUUCCGAAGGGUCCAGGACAAGCACACCAUCGUCGACCAGCACAGCCGUGUGCACCAGCUGGAGCUUUCGGCGCAACUUCACGGCAUGUUCUUCCUCUCCGAGAUGCCCUCGAGCGGCAACGAUGGGUCCAUCCUGCAACCAGAGCUUACCUGCUACCGGCGCAACCUGUUUCAAAUUAGUGGCUCCCUGAUAACGCCCCGAGGGCAGCUGUCGGUUGUGCUGGCCGAGACGGGAGAGACGGUGCCAGUGAGCAGCACCGAAGUAACCAUUUCGGCAAUCGAGUCGGUUGACGGACACCCUGUGCGACUCAUCGUGAUUCCGUGGAAAACGCCACCGCCAAACUCCCCAGAAAUGCCCCAAAGCCCAGACCAAGAGCCGCCUUCACUACCCCUAAUCCCCUUCCAGGACGACGGAGCCGAGGCAGAAGGCGAAUAUGCCGUGUACCCCAUCGGCUGGCGGCGGCUGCAGUUCAGAAUUGCGACCGCCAACAAUGGCCGACGAAAGGAACUUCAGCAGCACUUUGUACUUCACUUGAAGGUUGUCGGGACAUUGGCAAACGGAUCCAAAGUGGUGUUGACGGAAGCCCAAACCGCACCGAUUGUGGUUCGGGGUCGGAGUCCUAGGAACUUCCAAGCGCGCAAGGAAAUCCCCCUGCUGGGCUCAAGCGCGGGAUCAAGAGGGCAAGCUCUCGUGGAAACAGGACUCGGAAUUGUCGCUGGACCGUUGGCGGUCAAGCCCCAAGACUCCAAGCUGAGGGGGUUGAACCUCGAGCUCCCACGAACGGCUUUCACUUUCAACGCCUCCAAGUUACCGGGCAGUCCGAUGGCGAUGAGGUCCACUUCUUACCCGAAUUGGAGCCCACCUGGUCAGCUUCCCAUGUCGCAGAUGUCGACGUCCACAACAACAAGCUACCCGACGUCGAGCAUGGCCGCAGAUUCUUACCAGAAAAUGCCACUUUCAGGAAACUCCAACUACACGGCCGAGCCCCAAGAGAUGCCGAUUCCAACUUCCAUGCCAUCGGUACAACUCUCCUUGGUGGGCAACGAGCAGCAACCGGCGAUACGAACGCAGUAUGCCUACGUCCAAGGCACGUCCGCUCCACCGCAGAUGUCGGUAUCUGCCACCUCAGUCGGCAGCGGAUCCGACCACAAUUUGAACGUGCCGCGAUACGUGGACAGCAACCCAAGGCCGUCGAAAAGCCCUCGACAUAACAGCCACCCGUCUGUGCACAGCAGCAGCUCGGUGACGAAUAAUGACACCUCCGAAUACCGCUACGGGACGUCGUACGUCCCUGUUAAUAGUAAUAACCACAACGAGAUGAGCUCCUCAACCUACAGCGGGGCCGACAGCGGCUCAGCCGCACAUUCGCAACCUCCGCCCCCUCGCGACUACUACCCGCCGACCAACUCAUGGACUACCACCGCCGGCGAGCCGGGUGCCACGUACCACAGCUCAGAAAGCAGGCCGUACGGCUAUCCCGAGCAAUACAAGUCCAGCCACAGCAUGCCUCCCCUGAAAGGCGAGCACUCGCAAGCUGCAGGGGGUUACGCCAACACAUUGAACCAUUACAACUGGAACCCGACAUGA